Stegostoma tigrinum is the source of this 2995-nucleotide messenger RNA. RefSeq names its product leiomodin-2-like. Gene Ontology annotation, biological process: myofibril assembly; pointed-end actin filament capping; muscle contraction. Bases 763 to 2454 code for a protein of 563 amino acids. The record is from RefSeq and is a predicted model, not a curated record. Gene Ontology annotation, cellular component: myofibril; striated muscle thin filament. The transcript is spliced from 3 exons. Gene Ontology annotation, molecular function: actin binding; tropomyosin binding. NCBI's taxonomy places the organism in Eukaryota, Metazoa, Chordata, Chondrichthyes, Orectolobiformes, Stegostomatidae.
CUUGUAUGAUCUGACUAGGUCAAUUUCCUGUCGUAUGCGAAUUGACAUAGUUGGUUUUUGUCACAUCUGUUCAAAACUUCCAACCUCUCCCCCCCGCCCCCACUUUGCUCUACGUAACCCUAAGCCACCCUCUCCCUCCCAAAUCUAGUGUUCUUAAACUUAACUUCUAUCGCUUUGCAUGCUGAAUUCCUAAUGUCAGUCCUCCCCUUUUUGUAGGGUAAUUUCUCUAGAAGUUAAUUUCUCGAUGUACAAAAACCUUUCUUUUGUUUUCUGUCAAAACCGACGUUUAGAAAACAAAACUAAAAGUGGGACUUUUAAUAGAAGUAGUCAUUAGAUUUUCCGAGGCUGGGUUUGUGUAUUGGGGUGGGGGGCUGCGGAGGGAGUGGACCACAGAGAUAGGGAGAAUGCUUUAGGGACCGGUUGCUGUGUCUGAGGUAUCAGGGACCUGUAAACUAUGUCAGGGAAUAGAAUAUUGGACUGGGACCCUCUGCUGUAAUGGAGUGAGGUGCCUGGAAAGGAUGGUGCUUUAAUUUGAACUGUCUCUGGUGACGUCUGUUGCUGAAAACGGAACAUGCUUUCAUAUAUUUGUUAGAACAGCCAGCAAGCACAUGAUGACCUCAGCCUCUGCUUUAAAAGUUACCUGCAAGAGCCCAGACACCCAGCUCACCGAGCGCAGUCCACUCUGGUCAGUCAGGAAAGACAGAAAAUAGAAAUUCUUUAGUUUUCGAUUUCCUUCUUCAAACAGUGCGCUGGUUUAUUGACAUGUCGCAGUUCGGUUACAGGAAAGAACUGCAAAAGUACGAGGACAUAGACGAGGAUGAAAUCCUUGCUUCUCUGACCUCUGAUGAGCUGAAGGAACUGGAGAAGGAGUUGGAGGAUUUGGAACCGGACAAAUUUGUACCCAUUGGGCUUCGGCAGAAAGACCAAACAGAUAAAACCCCGCAAGGAACGUUCAGCAGAGAGGCUUUGAUGGCGUACUGGGAGCACGAAACACAGAAAUUGUUAGAAAAUGAAAGACUUUCGGCCGAAUUGAACCAGACACAAAGUAAUGAAAUCGAGAAAGGAAACACUGAAGAUGACUGUGAAACUGAAAGUGAAGGUGGGCAAUCAGAGGUUGGAAUAGACAUAGAUGAAUGUACAUCAGAAGAAACAGAAGAGGAGGAUGAAGAUGAUGCAACUACAGAGGAAGAAAAAGAGGAGGACAUGAAUGAUGGCAAAUCUUUAGACAUCAGAUCAGUAAGCAUAAAUGGACAGGCUGGACCACACUCAUGUAAUGGGCACAUUAAUGAUCGAUCAUUGCAAAACAAUAUCAUGCAGUAUAACAAAAGCAAAUUGGCAGAAGAUGAUCCAAAUCUCAAAGCAACUGCUAGCUUACCAAGUGGAAAUGCAGCAUUAAUUGAUGACACUCUUGAAAGCAUUAAAAAUAAUGAUUCAGAGAAAACGGAAAUCAAUCUGAAUAAUAUUGAGAACAUAAGUAUUGCAACAUUCACACUCAUUGCAGAAGCUCUGAAAUACAAUACAGUUGUCAAAAUUUUGAGUCUGGCCAACACUCAUGCUGAUGACCAUGUGGCUUGUGCACUAGCUGACAUGUUGCAAGUUAACAGAAGCAUCACCAAUCUUAAUAUUGACUCAAACUAUAUCACAGGCAAAGGGAUCUUAGCUAUCAUUAGAGCCAUACAGUAUAACAAUGUAUUAGCAGAACUAAGAUUCCACAAUCAAAGGCAUAUAUGUGGAGGGCAGGUUGAAAUGGAAAUAGCCAAACUUCUUAAAGAUAAUGAAACGCUUAUGAAAUUAGGCUAUCAUUUUGAACUGCCAGGACCACGGAUGGCAAUGACUAGUAUCCUAACCAGAAACCUGGACAAACUGAGGCAAAAACGCCUCCAGGAGCAAAAGCAGCAGCAAGAAAUGGACAAAAUGCUUGGCAUUGUGGAGCCAACAAACCGAAGAACACUAGUCUUGCAGAGGGACUCACCAAGAUCCUCUCCACAUGCUUCUCCAAAGAGCUCACCCUGGUCGUCUCCUAAAGUGGUCAAAAAACUAAAUUUUCAGAAGUCUCCUGUUCCUCCUCCUCCACCACCACCUCCUCCUCCUCUUCCAGAGAAGCUUGUAAUUCCUCAGCCACCGCCACCUCCUCCCCUACCACUACAACCGACCCCAAGUAGAAAUAUAGCUGAAGCCAUUAAGCUUCAAGAAUUGUCCAAGAUGAAAUCACAGAAUGUCCACCAAAAUGCCAAAGUGAGGAAAAACAAAGGUAAAAGCAAGAAAAUGAAUAAAGAAGACCACAUUUUAAAGGAUCUCAAAAAAUCUUUAAGACCAAUUUCAGACCAAAGGUCAGAGACUGGGUCAAGGCCAGCAACUCCUCAGAGGACAUUCCAUGAUGAACUUAUGGAAGCUAUCCGAUCAAGCAGUAUAAAGCAGCUAAGACCAGUUGAAGUUCCAGAAUAUCUUCGAUGAAUUUAUCUUUUGUUUCUUCGUCAAGAAGGAAUAAUGCAAACAUAUUCAACAAUGGGCCCUGCAAACAUCAGAAUAAUUGCUGUUAUGAAAUGGACACCAGUUCUGUUCAGAAGCUCAGUGAAACAUUGUGUGCACUUUCAGACAUGCAAGUGCUGAGUAUUCUAGCGUGUGAAGUAGACAGUGAGUUCUUUCUUUAGCAUUAGUCAGUGGAUGCAAAGCGUCUUAAAUUAAAGAAUAACAGUCAUAGGAUACAUGUAUUUAUAUGUAAAUAUGUAAACAAAUGGAUUUUCUAUUUAAGUAGACAAUUUUCUGACACUGCUAAGGAAAAAUGUUUUGGAAAUUGAUUUAAAGAGUUAAACCAUGUAAACUACAUAGGUGACUUUUAGAUUUUAUAACUUUUAAUCCUGUUGUAUAGCUAGUUCAAGCUUCUGUUGACUGUAGAAUCAUUUUCUUUGAUGAACAAAAAAUACGUAAUUUAAAAUCCAUUUUCAUGCCUUUGAUAUUGUUAAACAGUAAUAAAGGUAACUCUGGCCAAUAACAA